Molecule: messenger RNA, 780 nt
Organism: Saccoglossus kowalevskii
Lineage: Eukaryota; Metazoa; Hemichordata; Enteropneusta; Harrimaniidae
Product: sialate:O-sulfotransferase 1-like
Molecular function (GO): sulfotransferase activity
Source: RefSeq, a predicted model, not a curated record
AUGUAUGCAACUUUAUCUCCAAUUUGUUCCUACUUUUCGACGUAUAAACAUAAUGACUACCCUAACUGUUCUGUCGGCUAUGGUAAUUGGCCGAAUGGAAGUAGACCAUUAGUUGGGUUAACGAGCUUUCCUCGGUCUGGAAACACGUGGACACGCCAUCUAAUUGAGACGGCAACUGGGAUUCAUACAGGAUCGCUAUAUAAUGCUAAUGGUCUCUACAACGGAGGGUUUACUGCGGAAUUUGACGAUCCCAGUUUGGGACGUGCUGUUGUGUACAAAGCUCACGGAUAUGCUGAUAUAUUUGAGUCUGGAAUAUUACUUAUUAGAAAUCCGUAUGAUUCUUUUGUUUCCUUUUAUCUGUUUCACACAAAGGGAUUUAUGGCGAAUCCGCCCUUAGAAGAAGUGUUUAAAGACAAUAAAAAUUGGACAAAUUUUGUCAAAAGACAACAUGUCAGGUGGCCAAGAAUAGUUGAAAAUUGGUUCGAAUCGGGGAAGCGAGUUUUAAUUGUCCAUUACGAAGAUCUGGUAGCCAAUACAAUUUAUCAUCUUAGAAGAAUGUUAGAAUUCCAAAAUAUUACGUUGACGCCAGACAGACUUAAAUGUCUCAAUGAUGACUUAGAAGGCAGGUUUCAUCGACAGCAUUCGGAGAAUUUCCACUUUGAUCCUUACAAUGAAGAACUACAUCAUAUCAUUGAUGCAGAUAUACAGAAAGUAAAUAGUCUUCUGAAAAGUAGGAAUGAACCACCAGUGCAUAAAGCUGCGUAUGACGUGGAAUUAUAA